This is a messenger RNA of Cylicostephanus goldi, 573 nucleotides long. The record is from the annotation of a GenBank genome assembly. Lineage: Eukaryota; Metazoa; Nematoda; Chromadorea; Rhabditida; Strongylidae.
AUGCGUUCUGAUGUAGUUGCCAUGGAACGUCGAGAACGAGUCGCUCGGGUUGUGGCUGUGUUGAAAACUACAAGUCAUCAUGGAUUUCCAGUUGUGGAUAGGAUUGAAGAAUCAGCAUAUUCGAGUCUUCCGGACUAUGGUCAUCUAAAAGGCAUGAUUCUACGAUCUCAGCUCAUUACUCUGCUAGAAAAAAGGGUUUUCUAUUCUGAACUGGACGGCUUUGAAGGAAUUGAAAGAAUGGGUACUGUCAAGCUCAGUGACUUUUUCGACGAAGACGUACAGCAAGACAAGCCUGUGGAGUCACUGGGAUUGUCCGCGUCGGAUGAGCAGUGCUGGAUGGAUCUUGAGCCGUAUAUUCAUCCUCACCCGCAUCGAGUUCCUUUGAAUGCUUCCUUACCCUUCAUCUUCCAGCUUUUCCGAGGUCUUGGAUUGCGGUAUCUGCCCGUUGUGAACGAUGAGAAUAGGCUCCGCGGAAUUAUCACGAGGAAGGACGUUGCUAGGUUCCGUGAACGACGAUUUAACAGGAAAUACCAGGUUCAAGAGCUGUACAUAGCGGAAGAUAGGUCCAGCUGA